UAGAACUUUUGAUUCUCGGCAGAAACGUGUAUGGCGAAGUGCGAUCGACUCGUCGAUGCGCAGCUGUCUUGCCGUGUUUAUAAUUACAAUUUUCUCGAAACGCGAGUGUAAAUAAACAGUUUGUUUUAUUUCGUUGCAACUAAUAUGAAGUGAUUCAAAUGUUUGUUUAAACGUGUCGAUUUAUGUGCAAAUAAAGCCUUCGUUUUUAAACCGCUUCUCGCAAUGACAAGGGAGAGCAUUCAGUUACCUUUUGAGAAACCAAAGGCAUUUAAAAUGUGUCUUAUGGCCUGAUUGUUGCCUAUAUAACGUAUAAGUGCAUCGUUCGUUCAUAAGGACUAAUAAAAGUGUGUUUUUGGUGACACUAGGAAUAUUUUAUCAGUUCGUCAGUCGUCUACACGUACGUUCAAAAUGAGUGUUUUUAGUGGUUUGAGCAAAACUGAUGUCAAAACAGCGAGCGAUGGUCUGUUGGAGAUCACAGAAGAGAAGCUGCGAAGCAUCAUGCGUUCGGAACCCAUCACGGACAUCUACCAUGUAGAACAGACACCAUUCGCAAGAGGUAAAUUCGCAUCGGUCCGCAAGAUCCGUCACCUGGUGUCGGGCGAGGAGUUCGCAGCCAAGUUCAUCCGCAAGCGGCGGCGGGCGGCCGACACCUCGCGGGAGAUCCAGCACGAGGUCGCCGUGCUAGCGCUGUGCUCCGACUGCUCGCGCGUUGUACGCUUACACGAGGUAUACGAGACCCGCUCGGAGGUGGCCAUCGUGCUGGAGCUGUGCGCCGGCGGCGAGCUGCAGCGUCUGCUGGACGAGGAGGAGCGCCUGUCGGAGGGCGCGGCCCGGCGCGCGCUACGCCACGUGCUGGAGGGGCUGGCUCACCUGCACGCGCGGCGCCUGGCGCACCUCGACCUCAAGCCGCAGAACCUGCUGCUGUCGGCGGCCGGCGACCAGCUGCUCAUCUGCGACUUCGGCAUCAGCCGCGCCAUCCAGCCCGGCGCGCACGUGCGGGAGAUCCUCGGCACCCGCGACUAUGUCGCGCCCGAGAUCCUAUCGUACGAGCCGCUGUCCCUGGCGGCAGACAUCUGGUCCGUGGGCGUGCUAGCGUACGUCCUCCUGAGCGGCUACUCGCCCUUCGCCGGCGACACCAAGCAGGAGACCUACCUGAACAUCGCGCAGUGUCAGCUCUCCUUCCCCAAAGAUCUGUUCCGCGGCGUCUCGCAGCGAGCCAAACAGUUCAUUCGGGAGACCCUUGUGGUUGAUCCAAAGGGUCGCCUCACAGUUGAAGAGUGCCUGGAGCACCCGUGGUUGAAAGACGAGGGCGACAUUCCCCGAGUGAUCGUCGGCGUCGGGUUCGGCGCGGGCGACCUCGUGUCCGACAACGACAACGACACAGACGACAAUGACUCCGGCAGCGACGAGGCGCAGCGGCCGACCAACGGACACAGCAGUGCGGGCGGCCUGAAUGGACACAGUGGCGCCACCAACGGUACCAGCGACGACAAAGAGAGUAUAUCUCGGUCGUCGUCGACGUGCGCGCUGGAGGAGUGUCGCGGCGAGGAGGAGCGCGGGGGGGAGGAGCGCGCGGGGGACAAGCCCCUGAAGCACGCGCGGGACGUGUCGCCACCCUCGCCCUCGCAUGACGCGCCCUCCACGCCCAAGGUUUCGCGCAAGUCUCACCCGUCGCCGCCCUCAGUGCUCGCGCUGUGCAAGAAGUUCCAGCCGGACUACGAGAAGCCGGCCAAGAUGUCGCACGGGCACGGGCCCGCGGAGUGUGCCGGCUGCGCGUGCCCGUGCCCCGCGCCCUGCCUGCGCGUGCCGCCGCAGGACCGCGCCGUCUUGUGCUAGCGGGCACUGUGCUGCCCGUGGCGGCGGCGACCCUGACGUCACUCCCGUGGCCCGCUAGCGCCAAACACACACCGUGUUACGUACACCGCUAAAUCCACAUGUUGUGCUAACUACGGUCAUGGUUUUACGUGCAAGCCAUCUGUGCUAUUAAACACGCAGUGAGUGAAACAGAGACUAAAGGUUAUAUAGCGUGAUAGAGCUUGUAUAUUACUGAAAUACAUUACACGUAUCUACAUUAUAUGUAUCUUUCCAGGGCGAUCAGUGAACGUGUUAAAUAGUUACUUAUGGGAUAUCACCAGUGAUUUCUUUCGAUGACAGCCCGAUAGAUAUUUCGGCCGUGUUAAAAACGCCAUACUCGCCGGUUGACAUCACAGAUGUCCCGUAAAUUAAACUAUUUACUUACAUAGAGUAUGAAUUGUAUUAAAUGUCAUUUUUGUAACAAAACACCAAUGUGCCUAAUGAGUACCAACAUUGUCAUUGUUCAAAUUUAUAAAAUUAGUUAUAGAAUAUUUACUUGUUGUUAUUAUGACUGUAUACAUACGGGACCAAUUUUUAAUUAAUUAUCAGGGAUUAAUAGUAAAAUACCAAUUUUGAUACAUAUAUGUAUUACAUCAGAAGCGUGAUACUUUUGUCGAAUAAUUACAGCACCUUCUGUCUGAACCAAUGCAUAGUAUUGUUCAAAUCCGUGGCACUCCUGUGUGAAGUGUCUUUAUGUUACUAAAUCAAUUGUGCCAAUAGAUGUAAAAAUAGUAACUACAAUCCAAAAAUACAACGUGAGUAUAUGAUAUGCUCUUUCUAUUGAAUCAUUUUUUGUGGCUUUGCAGGUGACAUUACUAAAUAUCCUGAAGAGUCAGAUAGAUAGAUAAAUCAUUGAAAGAAAUCGUCAUUAUAUGAUAAUGGGAGUCAGGUCUGCUGCUGAGUUCUGCUUCAGGCGAGACAAACGAUCUAGUUAUUAAAAUUUGCGGUCAUGGAUAGAUUGAGCUUAUGAUUGAAUGUUGUGAAUUUAAAAAGUAUUAUUAAAAACAAAUGUAAACCGGAAUGUAAUUCAUUAAUGAUAAGUUUUGUACUAACUUGAGUACGUUUUUUUGGCGCUAUAUCGACGUAACACAACGAGCGUCCAUCUGAAGUUAGCCUGAGUUGUACGGGUGGCAGAGAUGCGGGUCGCGGGAGCAGGCGAACGUGUUCUGUUGUUGUAUUACUGUAGUGUGUUAUUAGCACGAGCCGUCUGGCUGUAAAUAAUGUAGCAUAAGUCUAUUGUGUAUAGUUUAUCGUAGGGACCCGAUUACGCGAACUCUCGCCUAAAAUAAGAUGCUGCGUUAGGCCUGCCCGCACCUCUCAUAUAUGUAUAUAUAUUUUUGAUUUUAAGAACAUACAUUUCGGCAACAGAAGCUGAAAGCCGCCGGUCGUGACAAAUGUGUGUGAUAUUGUCGGGACGUGUGUGGCGGGCCUAAGCUAGCGAUUCCGAUAGUUUUAGUUAUGUUAUUAUUAUUAUUAUGUGUUUAAUUGAUAUUAGUGCAUCGAAGAAUUGAUUAAGUGUUUGUUGGUGAGAGUUCGUGCAGUAAUCGCGCUCCUACAGACGCGACGGUACAAAACGCAUAAUGCGCCGCUCGACGGUGUGUCAGGCCCACUCUGUACAUAACCUCACAAACCGCUGCGGUAUUAAUUUAUUAUACGUACACGUGGUGCCGUGUCUAGGGCGCUACCCUUAGUUAGGUAUAUUGUUAUUGCAUAGAGUAGAUACGUUCACGAUCGUAUUCUAGCUUGCUAAGUGUUAGGUAAUGUUGAACAGUUAGUAUGUGGGCGCGCGGGACCAACACGUGCGUGACGUGCCAAGCCGGCCGAUGUCACGCUCCACGAGAUAUAUAUAUAUAUACCUGUAUAUCACUCGGAGUGACACGUUCGUUGUUAAAGUAGAUAGGAAAUUGUUAAGAGAUGGAUUUUAUUAUGAGCUCAAAUCGUGCAAAGUCUACUUAAACGCUAUCGUCAGAGAUUUUUUAUUUUUGUUUCGUUUCUCUUGAACGCCUUAGCUUACGGUACUGUGCUGUAGUAUCACUUAUGUUUUAUUUCUUCGUAGAUGUAGUUUUGUUUACGAGCGCUAUUUCUAUUUUUUAACAUUCACUGAAUGAGUGAACUCGAAGAUUGUUAUUAGAGCUGUUGUGAUCCAUAACUCAUUUGUAAAAAUAAAUUAUUGUGAUACAAA
Molecule: messenger RNA, 4036 nt
Organism: Leptidea sinapis
Lineage: Eukaryota; Metazoa; Arthropoda; Insecta; Lepidoptera; Pieridae
Gene: Drak
Product: death-associated protein kinase related
Exons: 8
Coding region: 409-1836 (475 amino acids)
Biological process (GO): protein phosphorylation; intracellular signal transduction; positive regulation of apoptotic process
Cellular component (GO): nucleus
Molecular function (GO): protein serine/threonine kinase activity; ATP binding
Source: RefSeq, a predicted model, not a curated record